Messenger RNA from Saccostrea cuccullata (small rock oyster), 1233 nucleotides. RefSeq lists its product as uncharacterized. The transcript is spliced from 2 exons. Lineage: Eukaryota; Metazoa; Mollusca; Bivalvia; Ostreida; Ostreidae. The record is from RefSeq and is a predicted model, not a curated record. The coding region runs from base 37 to 1233 and encodes 398 amino acids.
AAGAUAUUAAUCUUUCCCUUGUAAUGGACACUUCAAAUGACACAUAUAUCCGCGCAGGAAGUUGUCUUGCUACAAAGAGGUUAUUUCCAACGAAGAAUACCUACAACAGACCAUGAUGAAGAGGAAGAUAUUAAUCUAUCCCUUCUAAAGGACACGUCAAAUGAUACAUAUACCCGCGCAGGAAGUUGUCUUGCUACAAAGAGGUUUGUUGUUUUGAGAGGAGUUCAUGGAUCCGGUAAAACAUAUUUAGCAAAACAAUUAGCUGACAAUAUCAACCAGAUAUCUAAGACCAAAUGUCAAGUACAAUGGAUCUAUGAUGUAUUUGAAAAUGGAAUACCUAGGUUAACAAACAAAGCCUUAUUUGUUUUAGACGAUAUCUUUUACGAACUGCAGUCAAAGGAUGAGAUUCAAAAGACAAUAAAAAUAGUAGAAGACCUCUCUCAGGAUGCUUGUAUGUCAAAAGACCUCUACGUUAUUGUCACAAUACCAACCCUUGUAUGGAAGAUACAGUCGGAACAUUUUCAAAAUAAAACGUGUUUUAAUCAUUAUGUCGAUCUAGAUGACUUAAGAACAGAAGAAAGAACAGAGAUUUUCAAUCAUUAUCUAAAAUGUAGUGCUACAAACGAAGAAGGAGAUCCAACAAAGGGUAAACCUAUAGUGAGAGAUAAAGUCAAAAACGCUAUCAUAAAUUUUGAAAGAUAUGACUAUAUGGGAUAUCCCUCUUGCGUAGCUUGGAUCAGUAGAAUAGAGAACCAAAUGGAGUUGAACGAUGCUGGUAGAUUUAUUGAAGUACCAAUAACGAGGAUUAAAAGCGAGGUUAAUCGUUUAUAUAACGCUAAAAAUACCAGAGAAAGAAAAAUGUUCUUACUGCUAGCUUUCAUGGCAUUUAAUGAUGGAAAACUAGACGUCAGGGAACACGAUGAAAAUCAACUUAUGGAUUUAGCUAGAAUCUUAUUUCUAUAUGAUAUCUCUUACGAGUUAGCACUACAGGAAAACGACCACAGUCUCUUUCUGCUACAAGAAAAGUAUAUAAAAAAGAUAUCUGUUGGUGUUUAUGAAUUUUACUUGGAAGUUGUAAGAAAAACAGUGCUCGUAAUAGCCUUGGAAAAAAACUUAAAAGAUUUAAAGAAGUAUGUGAGCCAUUAUAUGUGGAAGCGUGUUGCUGUCCAAAAAGGAAAAUUGCCUUCUGAUUUAUCAGUUGGUGAACUUUCACAUCUGUUUAUUGAAAUGUAG